Molecule: messenger RNA, 1217 nt
Organism: Solenopsis invicta (red fire ant)
Lineage: Eukaryota; Metazoa; Arthropoda; Insecta; Hymenoptera; Formicidae
Product: fructose-bisphosphate aldolase
Exons: 5
Biological process (GO): glycolytic process; fructose 1,6-bisphosphate metabolic process
Cellular component (GO): cytosol
Molecular function (GO): fructose-bisphosphate aldolase activity
Source: RefSeq, a predicted model, not a curated record
AUUUGCUCGUGCCAAUAUAUAUUUAUAUUAAUAUUAAUCUUUGGAACACGGCAGAUAUCGUCACCUGAUACCAGAAGUCCCGAACUCAAGCCUGCUGUAUCUCUAGAACUAGAAAAAAUCAUCAAGACGAUCAGUGCACCUAAAAAAGGACUAUUGACCUGUGACGAAUCACCUGAGAAUCUAGAACAAAGGUUUCAGGAAAUCGGAGUAGAUAAUACCGAAUCUACGAGACGUGCUUAUCGAGAAAUGUUAUUAUCGGCGGACAAGUCUCAAUUCUCGCAAUACAUAAGCGGCGUGAUUCUGCAUCGUGAAACGAUUCAUCAGAGAACGUCGGAAGAUGUGGAAUUUGUCGAAUUCCUGCGUCAAAGAAAUAUCAUAGCCGGCGUGAAAGUUGAUCGAGGUUUGGUGCCUCUUUUUGGUACAGAGGAUGAGAAGACUACGCAAGGUUUGGAUAACUUACAGGAGAAAUGUGCUCGAUACAAAGAAAAAGGCUGUCACUUUGCCAAGUGGAGAUGUGUUUUUUCGAUUUCGGAACGAUGCCCCAGUCAACUAGCGAUGAUUACCAAUGCAAAUGUUCUUGCGAGAUUUGCCAGCAUCUGCCAAAGCGCGCGCAUGGUUCCCAUAGUAGAACCAGAAAUAUUGAGCAAUGGCGAAUACGAUAUAGAUCGGGCUUUGCAAGUUCAUCAAGAAAUGCUGUCCAUCCUGUUUCGUACUUUGGAAAAAUAUCACGUGUACCUUGAGGGAAUGGUUUUAAAGCCAGCGAUGGUACUAUCGGGUAUAAAAAAUGCAAUAAAAUACACGCCGCAGAUUGUCGCCGAGUAUACGCUGAAAGCAUUACGAAGAACAGUACCCACGGCAGUUCCAGCAAUUUUUUUUCUAAACGGCGGUCAAACUGACGAAGAAGCGGUGUUAAAUCUGAACGCUAUCAAUGCAUGUAAUAAUAAAAAACCAUGGAGGCUCAGUUUUUGUUACGGACGUGCUCUACAGAAUACGGCGAUGAAAAUUUGGAAAAACAAUCCAGAAAACGUGGAUAAGGCUCAAGCAAUAUUUCUUAAAAGAGCGCAAUUAUGCUCAGAAGCAUCUUUGGGAAAGUUACGGAUUGAAGAGAGCAAAAUGAUGUGUAUUUGAUCGUGAAUUAAACAGAUACAUAUUUAGUUUUCCCUUUUUGUAUGUAUUUACAGCAUUCAUAAAAUUUUACAAUCAAAAAUUUUGAUAUA